This is a messenger RNA of Perca flavescens (yellow perch), 951 nucleotides long. RefSeq names its product GMP synthase [glutamine-hydrolyzing]-like. Gene Ontology annotation, biological process: GMP biosynthetic process. The record is from RefSeq and is a predicted model, not a curated record. Gene Ontology annotation, cellular component: cytosol. NCBI's taxonomy places the organism in Eukaryota, Metazoa, Chordata, Actinopteri, Perciformes, Percidae. Gene Ontology annotation, molecular function: ATP binding; GMP synthase activity.
AUGUCACACAGCCACGGAGCCGUCCCGUGUGUUAACAGCAAGCCACAUUCAAACGCGCGGUCGACAAGUUUCCUCAGACAAGACUCCAGAGGCAAAUCAGAGAGAGGCCUUCAGAAGGAGGAACUGGUCCUGCUAACCCAUGGAGAUAGCGUUGAUAAAGUGGCUGAUGGCUUUAAAGAGGCAACAUCAUUGCCGGUGAGCAGAACUUGGAUGUCACUACUCAACUAUCUGGCUGCACAGUUAAUGACUGACUGUAAUGAUUUUUUUCAGGUGCUGCUGAGUGGUGGGGUAGACUCAACAGUUUGCAUAGCUCUCCUUAACAAAGCUCUUAACCAGGACCAAGUGAUAGCAGUUCACAUCGACAACGGCUUCAUGAGGAAGAGAGAGGCGAGUCAGAGUGUGGAGUAGGCCCUCACCAAGCUGGGCAUCAAACUCAAAGUGGUAAAUGCAGCUCACACCUUCUACAACGGAACGACAACCUUCCCCAUCUCUGAGGAGGACAGGAGGCCACGAAAACGCAUCAGCGAGACUUUGAAUAUGACUACCAACCCAGAAGAGAAAAUGAAAAUCAUUGGAGAUACAUUUGUCAAAGACAAAGAGAAAGAUGAAGAUGAAGGUCUGAGGUGUUCAACAGUGGCCAGGACGGGUCUCCGGCACACCAGAGGACGAGAUGAUGCGUAGCGGGAAAUGCAUUCGACUGCAUGGAGGGUCUACAAACACAGCUAAAAAAACAAAAAUGUUUGUUGAGUAUGAGCAAUAUAGUCAGUAUUGUGUAUUAGACGUAGGUCGGAAGCAAGAGGAUGCCAAAGCGCCUGUCCCGCUAAGCCUACGCGAGGCUCACUGUCACGAACCAGAGUGUGUGUUGCAGGCGCAUGAGCGAGCCCUGGGACAGGCUGAAGAGGACAGCUGUGACACCUGCAAGCGUGUUUACAAGCCAACGACCUACGCGGC